Molecule: messenger RNA, 2084 nt
Organism: Ceraceosorus bombacis
Lineage: Eukaryota; Fungi; Basidiomycota; Exobasidiomycetes; Ceraceosorales; Ceraceosoraceae
Source: the annotation of a GenBank genome assembly
AUGAAGAGGGCAGCCGCUUUCCAGCUGACCUCGGGCUCAGGUGAUGGCGAUGAGUCGGAAGAGGGCCAGAAUGGAUCCGCUGGUGGCGCAGGCGCGUUGCAAGGUAGCGGGGCUGGCAGAGUGUGAGUGAUCUUUCUUAUGUGAAAAGAGUGGAGUGGCCGGAGCAGGAGUACUGCCAGUGAUGUUUGCCUGCCGACUGGGCGGAGGUGCGCCACAUCGUUUGUCGUCAACUUCAUGAUGCAGUGAAAGCUGCCUUGGGUCACUUGGCGCAUCGCGGCUCAGCGCUGAUCAGCCUUCAUCACUGCAGUAUCAAGGGUAUGCCUAGACGGAAAGGAAGCGGAGCCCCCGGUGGGGCAAGUUCAGCAUCAAUAGCGGCAGCGUCAAGUUCGGCGCCUGGUCGAACUCCUUUCUCUUUUGGUACAGCAGCACCUCCCGCGUCAAACGCUUCUUUCGUACAGAGCAAUGCUGUUGGUGCUUCAAACGGCAUUGCAUCCGCUCCCGCGACUCCCGCUACUCUCUUUGUGAGUACUCGAGUGCAGAUCGCGGCGAAGCUACCCUGGCGCUCUGAGCUCUCGUAGAAGGCGCUGAUUGUGGCAUGGAACUUCCACUGACACCCUUGCGCACCACUCUCGCGGUCUUCGUAGUCAUUCGGCUCUUCUUCGACGAGCAGCGCAACACCCCAAGUCACAUCCUCCACUUCUCGGCAAUCAUCCGCUGAAUCCUACUACCUGAAACUUAGAGGCCUCAAUCACUCCCUUUCUAGCGCAUUGGAAGGUGUCCUCAAGGCCGAUCCGUUCGCAGACCUCACACACAUCCUUACUGAGCUAGCGCGUGACUACAAACGGCAUAGGAGCAGCGCCGAUGCUCUUUCUGGGCCGUCUGCGACCGCAGCAAUAUCAUCAGCAACGAGUUCGACGUCUCCUGCAGUGCCAUCAUCGCCGAUAGUCUCGAACCCUGCGACGCCUUUUGUCUCCCCACGCCAAGCGAAUACCCUCGUAGGACCCCCAAAAGCACCUACCACUCCUUUCACAUUUGGAGGAGUACCUGCAGGCUCCUCUUCCACCACAUCGACAGCAGACCUCAAACCCACACUACUUCCGGGGCAGCCAACUUUUUCUAGCCCAUCAGGCGGCUUUUCAUUCGCAGGCAAGAGCUUUGGAGCCCCUGCUCAAGGUGAUGCACAGGCAAGCGAAGGCGCCGUGAAAACACCUAGCAACUCUUCGACAAAUGCCUCAUCAUUCGUCUUUGCGCCUGCCGCAGCAGCGAAAGAGGUAUCUACGACGGUCACGAAGGGAGAUGGGGAUGUAUCACGGGCAGAAGGCAGUCGGGCAGAAGGGGCUACCAGUACCACCAGAAUCCAACCCGCUGCCUCGCCUUUCUUUGGCUUUGGCCAAGCACAUUCAGGCAGCGCGAAGGGCGCAGCCACCCCCCACUCUAAGAGUGCAGCUGGCGGCUCAAAUGUUCAAAACACGUCAUCAGACAAGCCGAUUUCUUUUGGAAAUUUCAACAAGAGCGGCAUGUUUGGAUCUGGAUCCUCGAGUACCCCUGCUACUCAUGACUCUGCGACCGAAGAUGCCGCAAUCAAACCGAUAUUCGCCUUCGGAUCCGCUCCAGCAGCGAUAUCUACUCCGACGUCAUCAGCGACCUUCGGCUCCGGCUCAGUGUCGACCACCAAUCCUGUCAGCACUCCGUUUUCGUUCGGCGCGAAAGCCGCCAAUGCUGCGGAGUCUGCUUCGGGCUCGAGCGCCAGCAAACCUGCGGCGGCUUCUCCGUUCGGUUUUGGCUCUGCGUCAGGAUCGUCCUCGAGCAACAAUCUGCGCUUCUCGUUCGGUUCCUCCUCCGCCUCUUCUACGGACCCCUCAAAAAUCAGUACGAAUGCAGCGCCCAAUGCGGGAGCAAGCAAGUCAACAUUCUCUUUUGGAGCGUCCAGCAGUCCCUCUGCGGGAGGUACCGGAUAUGCGGCCACGGGCAACACAAAACCCGGAGGGUUUCAAUUUGCCUUUGGCAAACCAUUGGCUUUUGGAGGAUCUGAGCAAGGCUCUGCCGACAAGGAGGAUGACAAUGACAAAGCGGACGACAAAUGA